GUUUAGAUGUCCAGGUAUGGGGCAUGGACUUACCUGCUUCUAAAGUAUAUAGAAUGUUUCUUAUUGGAACUUUCCAAUUUCCAAUCAAUUGGGAUGAACAUUAUAAACUUGUGCCAGCAUUGAAAAUUUUGUGGAAUUUGGGAUCACAUCACAAAAAUAUAACCAUCAAUAAGCAAUUUUCAGCACUUGAAAAUAUUAUAAGUAAUGUGGAAGAUUCACCACCAAAACCAAUUGGAAAAGAAUCACAAAUCAUAAAUCCAAUGUUUCAUGAUAGGAACUAUAAUCAUUAG
This is a messenger RNA of Entrophospora candida, 290 nucleotides long. The record is from the annotation of a GenBank genome assembly. NCBI's taxonomy places the organism in Eukaryota, Fungi, Glomeromycota, Glomeromycetes, Entrophosporales, Entrophosporaceae.